CUACCAGCAGGUAGAGAAGAAGAAGACUCACAAUAACAACGCAAAAAAAAGGAGAAAACUCCAGCAAAACUAGUAAACUUGCCGAGAAAAUAAAGAAAACAAGAAACAAUGGAUGCAAAGCGCGAGAGAAAGUCGUCCCUGGCCCCACUUUCGCCCUGUCCCAUCCCGGACAUUACCGAUGAUGACCUGGUGAGCAUUUCAGUGCGGGAUCUCAACCGCACACUCAAGAUGCGCGGCCUGAACCGCGAGGAGAUAGUCCGGAUGAAGCAGCGGCGGCGUACUUUGAAGAAUCGCGGAUACGCGGCCAGUUGCCGCAUCAAGCGGAUCGAACAGAAGGACGAGUUAGAGACCAAGAAGUCCUGCGAGUGGACGGAACUAGAGCAGAUGCACGAGGACAACGAGCAAGUGCGUCGCGAGGUGGGCAACUGGAAGAACAAGUACAAGGCGCUGCUGCAGUUCGCCAUCCAGAACGAGAUUCCCAUUCCGAGCGAGCUGGAGGGCUGCUGAUUUCCCAGUCACAUUCCACCUGUCUGUCAAAAUUUAAAUAAACCCCAAUGAAAACACCUGUAACUAAAGUACAAUAGCGAAUUUUCCCCUUUUAAUAAAACCAAUCGACUUUCUGUAUCCACUGGAA
Molecule: messenger RNA, 634 nt
Organism: Drosophila elegans
Lineage: Eukaryota; Metazoa; Arthropoda; Insecta; Diptera; Drosophilidae
Gene: maf-S
Product: transcription factor MafG
Exons: 2
Coding region: 109-507 (132 amino acids)
Biological process (GO): regulation of transcription by RNA polymerase II
Cellular component (GO): nucleus
Molecular function (GO): DNA-binding transcription factor activity, RNA polymerase II-specific; RNA polymerase II cis-regulatory region sequence-specific DNA binding
Source: RefSeq, a predicted model, not a curated record